AUGAAACAGAACUGCGUUGUAUUGCGCAUCGGAACUGGUAUUUUUUUUUACCUUUCCCUAGCAAGGGUCGGCGUAAUAGUGUAUAUUUGCCAUUACUGUAAGCUUUGCAGCUGUUAAAAUGAAUUUUAAAACUAUUUAAGGAUCUUCCGUCUUAAUUCCAGCGUGUUUACGCUGCUAUCGGUCAUUUAUUGCAUUUGUCAGGUAGCCUACAUUUAGAUCAACUGCAUCUCAGUCGUAGAAUUAAAAGUUACAGAAUAUUUAACUAGCAUCGUAGACUAUAGGACAAACUACUCGGCUUUAAGAAUGCACCGACUUCAAUUUAUUGCAUAUCGAUCUGUUAUUGCAGGUGCUUUUGAUCAGUACCAAAUACUGUCUAUGCAUUAUAUUAGAACACCAUGCCACAUACAGCCAGUAAGACAAAAAACACAAGGAUCCGUUGAAAAUUACGGAUUAAAGCGAUUUAGCACAGCGGAGGCAACUGUAGCAACGACAGAAAAUGACAGGAUACGAGGGAGGACCUUGACGAUGGAGACGCUUAACCCGCACGUAAAAGCAGUGGAAUAUGCUGUCAGAGGGCCCAUUGUUAUCAAGGCAGGGGAAAUUGAAAAAGGGUUACAGCAGGGUGUUAAGAAGCCAUUCACUGAGGUGAUUAAGGCCAACAUAGGAGAUGCACAUGCCAUGGGGCAGCCGCCAAUCACUUUCCUCCGGCAGGUGGUUGCUCUCUGCACAUGCCCAGAACUGCUAGACAGUCCCAUCUUUCCAGAGGACGCCAAACUGCGAGCUCGGCAUAUACUGCAGGACUGCGGCGGAAACAGUCUCGGCUCUUACAGUGCAAGCCAAGGGGUGGACUGCAUCCGUGAGGACAUCGCCGCGUACAUAGAGCAGAGAGACCUUGGGGUUCCUGCCAGCUGUGAUGAUAUUUUCCUCACCACUGGGGCCAGUGAUGGCAUUAUGACCAUUUUGAAGUUGCUGGUGUCGGGACAGGGUCGGUCUCGGACGGGCGUGAUGAUCCCCAUCCCCCAGUAUCCCCUGUACUCGGCAGCAAUCUCCGAACUGGAGGCUGUGCAAGUUAACUAUUACCUGGAUGAGGACAACUGCUGGGCACUGGAUGUCAAUGAGCUGCACAGGGCCUUCCACACAGCCAAACAAUAUUGCAAUCCCAGAGUGCUUUGCAUCAUCAAUCCUGGAAACCCUACGGGUCAGGUUCAGAGCAAGAAGUGCAUUGAAGAAGUCCUUCACUUUGCCUAUGAGGAGAAGCUGUUUGUUUUGUCUGAUGAGGUGUACCAAGAAAAUGUCUAUUCUCCAGAUUGCCAGUUCCAUUCCUUUAAGAAGGUCCUAUAUGAGAUGGGUGCUGAGUAUUUCAACAAUGUGGAGCUAGCCUCCUUUCACUCCACCUCCAAAGGCUAUACAGGAGAGUGUGGCUUCAGAGGCGGCUACAUGGAGGUGAUUAACAUGGAUCCGGAGGUCAAGGCCCAACUGGUGAAGCUGCUGUCAGUACGCCUGUGUCCCCCUGUGGCAGGACAAGCUGCUAUGGAUGUCAUUGUCAACCCUCCACGACCAGGAGAACCCUCUUUUCCAAAAUUCCUUGAGGAAAAGACCAGUGUGCUCGGGGCCCUGGCAGAGAAGGCCAAGCUGACAGAGCGGACCCUCAAUGCUGUCCCAGGGAUCACGUGCAGCCCUGUGCAGGGCGCCAUGUACGCCUUCCCCCGCAUCUUCAUCCCCCCCAGAGCUGUGGAGGAGGCCAAGGUGCUUGGGGUGACUCCAGACAUGCUGUACUGCCUGCGGCUGUUGGAAGAGACGGGGAUUUGCAUCGUUCCUGGCAGUGGAUUUGGACAGAAGGAGGGCACCUACCAUUUCAGGAUGACUAUUCUGCCCUCUACUGAGAAGUUGAAGCUACUUCUAGAGAAAGUGCAGUCCUUCCACAUCAGGUUUCUACAGGAAUACUCUGUCAUAGAAGAGCCUUUGAGAUGAACAUCCUGAAGAGGAAUAUGGAAGAUUUUGCAGAACACUCAGUCACAGCCAACCACAGAGUGUUUACCAUGUUUUUGAAAGACACACGUAUACUUAAAUUAAAUAAAUUUACAGCAACAAGUGAUAGUUGUUGUUCUUCAUCAUGCACCUGUAGACUACAGUGAAUUCAUGGUUGGCAAGGAAGCGAAGUGAGAUAUGGACUGAAGAGCGGGUGUUGUUGGUAUGAAGGGAAAAGCUUCAAAAUGAGGAUAGUGUGUUAAGUUUGCCCCAAAACAUGUACAACAUAUAGUUUUGUUUUUAGGCCUUUGAAAAAUAAGUGUCCAAAUGACCUUUAAUUUAAGCAUUUGUCAAGCAUGUGUCUCAGAAUUAUGUUGGUACCUUUUCAAAAGAUGAUGAAAUGUAGUUUAAUGUGAAAAUACAAUGCAUAUACAGAACAAGUUGUCCUUUACCUUGAAGUAACCCCCACUAAUUUCAGCCCCCAUUAAAAUUCAGCUCUCACACAUUUAUCCUUAUAUAUGGAAAACAUAUAUAAGGGUAUUGACAAUGGACUCUUAAGUGUCCAUACUUCCAUUCCAAUGCCAGUAUCAAUUAAUUAUACUAUAUACUAUAUUAUAUAUAUUAUAUUUACUAUAUUAAUUAUACUAUACUAUAAUUAUAUACAUUUUCUGAUUUUGUUUUCAAAGAAGAUUUGUGUUCCUUGUAUUGAUGUGUUUUUACUUUGUUUAAAAAGGCUUUUAAUGAAAAGCAGAUUUAAUAUUUGUUGUAUUCACUGUUUUGGACAAUAAAGACCAUUGGACCAUUUCUGCAUUUUA
Anguilla anguilla (European eel) is the source of this 2783-nucleotide messenger RNA. Its product is annotated as alanine aminotransferase 2-like. Gene Ontology annotation, biological process: biosynthetic process. The transcript has 11 exons. Bases 304 to 1971 code for a protein of 555 amino acids. Lineage: Eukaryota; Metazoa; Chordata; Actinopteri; Anguilliformes; Anguillidae. Gene Ontology annotation, molecular function: L-alanine:2-oxoglutarate transaminase activity; pyridoxal phosphate binding. The record is from RefSeq and is a predicted model, not a curated record.